Messenger RNA from Mixia osmundae IAM 14324, 3556 nucleotides. RefSeq lists its product as uncharacterized. Gene Ontology annotation, biological process: potassium ion homeostasis; cell volume homeostasis; potassium ion import across plasma membrane. The record is from RefSeq and is a predicted model, not a curated record. NCBI's taxonomy places the organism in Eukaryota, Fungi, Basidiomycota, Mixiomycetes, Mixiales, Mixiaceae. Gene Ontology annotation, cellular component: membrane. Gene Ontology annotation, molecular function: potassium:chloride symporter activity. Bases 25 to 3384 code for a protein of 1119 amino acids. The transcript is spliced from 2 exons.
GCAUACUGCACUUCCUCUGAUGGCAUGUCGGGCAGAUUUGUGGCCCGAGCGAGCCCAGCCCUGGAUUCAUUAGAGCAGCAGCUAAGUAGAAGAGCUCACUAUGCGGAUCUGGCAGCUGCCAGACCGGCCUCCGUCGCACAAUCGAGUCGCUCGAGCAGUCGAGCCCGCACUCGUGCUAACAGUCCAGAACCAGACGAUGGCAGCCCCAAAUCUGCCAGAACACCUCGUAGCUCUGGCUUCGAUAGAAGUGUGACGAAUCAAGAGGAGCAAUGGCGGACAAAGGAUGCAAGGCCGCCUCAGACAGAUGCCGAGCCUGAGCAUCGUUUGGGCACAUUUGCAGGCGUAUACAUGCCCGUCUGCCUCAACGUCGUCGGUCUCAUUCUCUUCCUGCGCUUUGGUUUCAUCCUGGGUCAAGCUGGUCUUGUCGGUGUCUUGAUCUUACUUCUCAUUGCUCUCGCCAUAGACGCGCUCACGACGAUGAGCGUUUCUGCCAUUGCCAGUGCAGGCAACGUACGCUCCGGCGGUCCAUACUACUUGGCUUCUCGAUCGCUAGGCGUCGAAGCGGGCGGCAGCAUGGGGCUAGUCUUCUACUUUGCGCAAGUUUUCAACAUCGGCCUAAACGUGCUUGGGUUCGUCGAAGCCUUGACGGACACUUUUGGGGUCAGCAAAGAAGCGACAACGUCUGUCUUGCCGGAAGGCCCAUGGUGGCAAUUUCUUUACGGCUCUGUCUUGCUCUUCUGCUGCACUGCACUGUGCCUGAUCGGCUCCAGCGCCUUCAACCGCGCUCAGAGCCUCGUUGCCUGCGCAAUGUUGCUAUCUAUCAUCUCGAUACCUAUCUCGGCAGUGCUCAAGAGGCCUUUUGUUGACCCUAUCAGACACACUGUCUUUACCGGCUUUAGCCUGGAUACCUUUCGCGAAAAUCUGCUAUGGCGUUUUACAAGGUCAUCUGCUGGACAAUCACAUUCUAAAGAGACUUGGAUGAGCGUCUUUGCUGUCUUAUUUCCUGCUUGUAACGGAAUCCUCGCCGGCACAUCGAUGUCAGGUAGUCUGCGCAAACCGAGCAAAAGCAUACCGAAAGGCACAGUCUGGGGCCUCGUGACGUCCUUCGGUGUCUAUGUCGUAGUCAUGAUGCUACUCGCCGCCACUGUGUCUCGGGAGAGUCUCAACCACGAUCUGGCCAUACUGCAAGACGUCAAUGUUUUACCUGGAUUGAUCGUACUCGGCGUCCUUUGCUCUACAUUCUUCUCUGCACUUCUUGGCAUCACUGCAUGCGCCAAAAUCUUGCAAGCCAUUUCACGCGACGAUCUGCUGCCUGCUCUCGCGCCGUUCAGUCAAGGCACGGAGCAGCACGACGAACCCCUGUUUGCUAUCAUUGCAACAUACGUGCUCGCUCAAGCCGUUUUACUGAUCGAUAAUGUCAAUUACUUAGCUUCCUUCGUCACCUCAGCCACUCUCCUGGCGUUUGGCAUCAUCAAUCUGGCUUGUUUUGUGCUCAAAGCUACCGGUUGCACCAAUUUCAGACCCGCUUGGCGAUUCUUUUCCACUCAGACUGCACUGGCCGGCGCUGUGCUCUCGUUCGGCGGCAUGUUCUUCACUGAUCCACUCAUCGCAGCGCUUUCCAUCAUCGUCAUGAUAGCGCUCGUCAUGCUUUUGCAUCUCCAGGCACCGCCUAAGCCUUGGGGAGACUUCACGCAGGGCUUGCUCUACCAUCAAGUGCGCAAGUAUCUGCUCAGACUGUCAGCACGGGACAAGCUGUCUGUCAAGUUUUGGCGGCCUCAGAUUUUGCUGCUUACGGACAAUCCACGACACGCUUGGCAGGUGAUCACAUUCUGCAACGCCCUCAAGAAAGGCGGCCUUUUCGUGCUCGGGCAUGUACUUCUGGGCGACUUUUGCAAUGCCAUCGAAGAGCUCAAGCGGCAAAAGCUGGCUUGGCUUCGGCUCGUCAAUGUGAGUGGCAUCAAAGCGUUUGUCGAUAUGACCGUUGCAGUCGACGAGCGCAUUGGCGCCCAGAAUCUUAUGCUAUCAGCUGGCAUCGGAGGUAUGCGACCCAACAUUGUCAUUGUCGGCUUUCCAGAGCGCGCUGCAUGGCGUCGCAAAGCUCGACAGCGGCAAGACGUCGACGUGCGCUCGCACUCCAGCGCGGCGAGCGAUAUAACAGUCCGACCAGCAGACGAUGAUAGUCAUAUUGACGUGCUUGGAUCGCUGCCGACUGAUGCAAAUCGAGCCGAGACGCCCAUAAGCGCCACAAACUACGUCGGUAUUCUCGAAGAUGUCAUCGCGCUCGAAUGUGCUCUUGGCAUCGCAUACAAUUUUCCCAGCCUCGAUGCGCCGACGAAGAGCGAGAAGAUCUCACAUGGCGAACGGCGUUAUAUUGAUCUCUGGCCUCUUCUAUCGGGAAGCGAUGGAUUUGAGACUUAUACUAUGGUGCUUCAGUUGGGCUUGACGCUUUCGAUGGUCGACGAGUGGCAGCGUCAUCGUCUACGAGUGACUGUCUUUGUCGAAUAUGCGGAAGAGGUGGCAGACGAGCGCAAUAAGAUACAGGCUUUGCUUGAUAGCCUGCGAAUUCGAGCCGAGCUACGCGUGCUGUUCCUACGCACUGGCCGACUGUCAUCUUACGAGACGCUAGUCAAUGGACGCGACGGUAUGAACACGGAUGUCGAAUCUGCUUUAGCCGGCGACAAGUGGUGGGAAGCCUACCGCACACUACGACAACGCACAGCAGAUCUGCCAGAUUUGAAAGAAGGAGCUCCUAUCGAGAGUGUCUCAAAAUCGCAAGAGACGCGGACUCACGAAUGGAAUAAGCUCGUGUCCACUCUGUCUUCCUCUAUCGGCCAGAGCAAGCUUCGGAUUACUGCGCCUGGUCCUAUCGUGGUACGGGAUGUAGAGAGCGAGACGAGCAUCUUCUCUGGGGAGGAGCUAAGUACAGAGCAAGCUCUGCGGGCCACGAUUGCCCAGCGAAUAGACCCGUCUCGCAAGCGACAUUCGAUGUCUGCUCUCCCUGACGAACCUGCUCGUAAGCCAUUGCUGACGUCCUCUUUCCGCCGGUACGGCACACAGCAAGUCACUUCCAGCAGUCCGAGCAGACUGCCUCAACCCAGCGCGCGAUCGCCAAUGCGUCAGACAACGCGUCAGCCUUCUGGAUUGAGUCGCAUGAUGCGUUCGCCCUCCGGGAAUGAGCGUGUCAUGCCCGACUCGCAGAUGACCGCCGAGCCCGAGUCAGCGAGCUCAUUCAGUCUCGCGGUCCCAUCACUUGGCUUCAAUGACUUGCCCAUGCGAGCUCAGUUUGUCAUUCUCAACGAGCUGCUGCGCCAAAAUUCGGACGAGUCAACGAGCAUCAUUUUUACUAGUAAUCUGCAUUGCCUGCCGGUAACCUGGCUGACAUGAUCUGCAGGCCUUCCGCCGCCGGAACAAAACGCUAGCGCGACUUACGAACACGCGGCACAAUAUGUUGAGCAUCUUGACACUUUCUUUCGGGGCCUGCCGCCCGUCCUUGCCCUCAGUAGUUCGGAACAGACGAUGACGAUGACGCUCUAGUUGAACAUGUUGAAGGCGCAAC